UUUUUACUCACCCCUAUGGAAGAAGAAGAAAAAAAAACCAAAACCACAAGGAAACGAACUUGCGUUUUGUGGACCGAACACCAGAACCGGGUAGAGGAGAGAGAAAAAACGGGUGAAAAACUGGAAACAAAUUUCACUUUGAUUUGAGAGACACCCAGAAUUUUUGGAGUUUCAGUACCUGUAUUCAGCACCCAUUGACGAGAUCAAAUCAUCCUCCAUUGUUGAAUGGCAAUGCGUGGUUUAGCAGCUCAGCUUUACACAUACCUUUGCAGAAUUAAACCAGGAAAUGGAAACUCUUCAUUACUUAGAACAACAGAUGAAUUAACUCUUGAAGAACAGGCUGAAAGAAAAAUUGGAUGGGUGCUUAAGCUUAUAUUUGCUGGCACUGCUACUGCUGUUGGUUACCAGCUUUUCCCUUACAUGGGAGACAAUUUGAUACAACAAUCUGUAUCUCUUAUGCAAGUCAAAGAUCCCUUGUUUAAGAGGAUGGGAGCCUCUCGGAUUUCCCGUUUCGCUGCAGACGAUGAAAGGAGGCUGAAGAUUCUAGAAAUGGGUGGAGCUGAAGAGCUUGUGAAGAUGCUGGAUACUGCUAAAGAUGACCGAACACGGAAAGAAGCACUUAAAGCUCUUUCUGCACUUUCAGUUUCAGAAAAAGCUGCUGCUGCGUUACACCAAGCUGGGGCAAUUUCGGUGAUCAAGUCUGUUCCAGACUCUGCAGAGGAUCAAGAUAUCACUAAUUAUAAGUCAAAUUUACUGAAGAGGUUUCAAGAUUUUGAGAUACAGUUGAAAAACUGAGCAUUAACUGCUUUUAUUUCCAUCUCUGUGAGAAACAACUUAGUGGUAUUUGGAAGCCAGUGCCAACAGGAGAAUACAAGUGCUUCAGAGUUCAAUCUAAUUUUAUACCAAGUAUGAUGAAAUCUGACACUAUUGAAUCAAUGAAUCCUGCAGCGAGAAGUGCUGCCUUCGCCAUGAGCAUGCAAUGAAAGCUGUUUAUGUUCUUUCCCUGUAUUUUGGCAUGGGGGUUUGUAAUGCAAACAUACAAAAUAGCCAUAGCCAGCCAAGACUGUCAGCUACUGAUAAUUCACGCGUUAUGAGUUUCAUAACGUUAAUUUGUAGCCGUAUGAUCCUCAUUUUAAUACGGUUUCAUUCCAGUGAAUAAAUUUUGUUAAUUCAUAACUGUUGUUAAUUCAAGACUUGUCAAGCUUGUUAAUUAAAGUAAUUUUGCUUGUUCUCUUUUUAUUA
This is a messenger RNA of Spinacia oleracea (spinach), 1242 nucleotides long. RefSeq lists its product as uncharacterized. The transcript is spliced from 6 exons. NCBI's taxonomy places the organism in Eukaryota, Viridiplantae, Streptophyta, Magnoliopsida, Caryophyllales, Amaranthaceae. Gene Ontology annotation, molecular function: protein binding. Bases 226 to 795 code for a protein of 189 amino acids. The record is from RefSeq and is a predicted model, not a curated record.